Molecule: messenger RNA, 4959 nt
Organism: Chaetura pelagica (chimney swift)
Lineage: Eukaryota; Metazoa; Chordata; Aves; Apodiformes; Apodidae
Gene: INPP5D
Product: inositol polyphosphate-5-phosphatase, 145kDa
Exons: 39
Coding region: 1-4959 (1652 amino acids)
Biological process (GO): signal transduction; phosphatidylinositol dephosphorylation
Molecular function (GO): phosphatase activity
Source: RefSeq, a predicted model, not a curated record
AUGGAUCAGUGCUGGUACCACGGCAAUAUCACUCGCUCCAGAGCUGAAGACCUGCUCUCCAAAGUAGGCAAGGAUGGCAGCUUCCUUGUUCGGGCCAGCGAGUCCAUCGCUUCGGCGUACGCGCUCUGCGUGCUGUUCCGGAAUUGCGUUUACACCUACCGAAUUCUGCCUGAUAAAGAAAAUAAGCUAAUUGUCCAGGCAUCAGAGGGUGUUCCUGUGAAGUAUUUUGAGAACUUGGAGGAACUGAUAGAAUUUUACAAGAAGGAGAACAUGGGUCUGGUGUGGCACCUCAAAUAUCCGGUGCCGCGGGAAGAAGAGGAGGCUGUGGAUGAGCCAGAGGAGGAUGUUGACCUGGUACCCACACCUCCCAUCCUGCCCCCACGCAACAUCCUCAUGGCAGUGCCAAGCAGCGAGACAAAGGAGGCUCCUUCUCUCCCUGAAAACUCCAGGGGGGCAGACCUUAAUAAACUUUCCCUUUCUGAGACACUACUGCAACGGCUGCAGCACCAGGACACGAGCAGUGUCUCCGAUGAGCAUCUUAAACUCAUCCAGGAUUACCUGCGAGUUCACAUCACCAGUGACUUUGAGAUGGUGCAGACUGGCUCCAGCAAUCUUCCUCAACUGAAGAAACUACUUACACUUCUUUGCAAAGGACUCUUCAGUGAAGCCUCUAGGACGCUCCCAUCUCUGGAGUCCAUCCAGAAGGUGUUUGAGCAGCAGCUGCACCCUGGUAUCCAUCAGCGCUCACAAAUGCUCGGAGAAACCAGUCCAGUCAGUAUCGUGUUGAAACUCAAUCAGCUUAUUUCUUUGCUGACUUCCAUUGAAGAAAAGGUGAAAACGCUGCUGAUCGAAGGUCCUGAUUCUACACACCGACGCUCCCUUAUCCCCCCUGUCACUUUUGAGGUGAAAGCUGACUCCUUAGGAAUCUUCUCAAAAAUACAUCUCAAGGUUGAUGUGGAAAUGGGAAAACUGAUCAUCAAGAGAGCUAAGGAUGGGCCAGAAGACAAGUGUUACACCCACAAGAAAAUCUUGCAGCUUAUCAAGUCCCAGAAGGUCCCAAACAAACUGGUGAUUGUGCUGGAAACAGAAAAAGAGAAAACACAGAGGAAGGAAUAUGUUUUUUCUGAUUCUAAGAAGAGAGAAGGGUUCUGCCAGCUUCUGCAGCAGAUGAAGAAUAAACACUCGGAGCAACCAGAGCCUGAUAUGAUCACCAUCUUCAUUGGGACCUGGAAUAUGGGUGCUGCACCUCCCCCAAAGAAGAUCACCUCCUGGUUUCUCUCCAAGGGGCAGGGGAAGACCCGUGAUGACACUGCUGACUACAUUCCUCAUGACAUCUAUGUGAUUGGCACCCAGGAGGAUCCCCAAGGGGAGAAGGAAUGGCUGGAGACCCUGAGGCAAUCCCUGCAGGAGAUCACCAGUAUCAGCUUCAAAGUGAUAGCAAUCCAUACCCUCUGGAACAUCAGGAUUGUUGUACUGGCCAAGCCAGAACAUGAGAACCGUAUCAGCCACAUUUGCACAGACAAUGUGAAGACAGGCAUCGCCAACACGCUGGGUAAUAAAGGAGCUGUGGGGGUGUCAUUCAUGUUUAAUGGAACCUCCUUUGGGUUUGUUAACAGCCAUCUGACUUCAGGAAGCGAAAAGAAACACAGACGCAACCAGAACUACACGAGCAUCCUGCGCUUCCUGACACUGGGAGAUAAGAAGCUGAGCCCUUUCAACAUCACCCAUCGCUUCACCCAUCUCUUCUGGCUGGGAGACCUGAAUUACCGCGUGGAGCAGCCCCCGGCGGAAGCAGAGAAUAUUAUCCAGAAGAUCAGGCAGCAGCAGUAUCCGGAGCUGCUGGCAUUCGACCAGCUUCUCAUUGAGAGAAGGGACCAAAAGGUGUUUCUGCAGUUUGAGGAAGAAGAGAUCACUUUUGCUCCCACCUACCGUUUUGAAAGAGGAACCCGGGAGAAGUAUGCUUACACCAAGCAAAAAGCUACAGGGAUGAAGUACAAUUUGCCAUCCUGGUGUGAUCGAGUACUCUGGAAAUCAUACCCCAUGGUGCACGUUGUGUGUCAGUCUUAUGGCUGCACCACUGAUGUCCUGACAAGUGACCACAGCCCUGUCUUUGCCACCUUUGAAGUGGGAGUCACCUCGCAGUUUGUUUCAAAGAAUGAUUCCAAAUACAUGGAUUUCCAAGGGGAGAUAGAGUUCCUGCACUGCUAUGCUACACUAAAGACAAAGUCCCAGACGAAGUUCUAUAUUGAGUUUCACUCUAGCUGCUUAGAAAGUUUUGUGAAGAGCCAGGAAGGAGAAAACGAGGAUGGGAGUGAAGGGGAGCUGGUGGUAAAGUUCAUUGAUGCACUUCCAAAGCUGACUCCAAUUAUUUCAGACCCAGAAUACCUAUUGGAUCAACACAUCCUGAUAAGCAUUAAGUCAUCAGACAGUGAUGAAUCUUAUGGGGAAGGUUGCAUUGCCCUGCGAGUAGAAGCAACAGAAUCCUUAGUUCCUAUCCAUACUGUGCUGACACACCACGGUGAGAAAACAGGGGUCUUCCAAGGUGAAAUCAAGCUACAAACAUCUCAAGGAAAACAGAGAGAGAAACUGUAUGAUUUUGUCAAGAUUGAACGUGACGAAAUCAUCGGGCAGAAGCCAAAGAACAUCAGCAACUUAGAGCCUAGCAAAGACUGGGAUCACACUAACAGAAAGUCAAAAUCUACUCAUCUGAUGGCCAAGGAGGCAGCAGCCAUUGCGCGCUGCCGGGGGAGUGCUGCUCCUUCUCCAGAGAACCCAGGAAAGGACGACGUGUUACGCAGUUCCAUCCCUAUAGACAUCAGCAACCCCAGCUACCUGGGGAUGCCUGCUUUCUCCCAGCAACCCUCUGCAACCAGCCAGCUCAAGCAUAUGCCUUCACCAGACCAGCCACCUUCUCUCUGGAGCUAUGAGCAGCAGCCCAAAGAGUCCACCUCCAUAAUGGGGCAGUCAUCCUCCACAUCACCCUCCUUGUCACCUCUAUCUCCAAAACCAUCCCUCCAACCCACAGGAAGCAGAAGCAUUUAUAACCCGCCACCUGAACUGGGGAAAACCACAGCAGAGUCUUUGCUCCAGGAGGAGGGGCAGCAAAAGCCAGAGAUGUUCGAGAACCCGCUGUACGGCUCCAUGGGCUCCAAGGGCAAGGGGGUGUCAAAGAAAGAGCAGGACUACCCCAAAGCCUCACGAAAGGAGCAGCUGCCACUACCUGACCAGACCUUUCAUCUCCCAAAGCCCCAGGAGCUGGAGAGCAGCAAGGCCUGUGGCAAACAGCCAUCUGCACCUUUUCUGGUCCCCACACAGCGAUUUCGAUCCUACACUUGCUCCAGCCAGUCUGAAGAGAAGAACACGGGGGAGAAGACGCAAGGCAAGCCCAAGGUGACAACAUCCCUGGAAAACUCUGCACCACUCAAAAAACUAGUCAAACCCUCGAGGUCUGAAGUCUGCCCAAGUGUCCAGGGACAGCAAGCCAAGCCACCCCUUCCCUCCAAGAGUCGGGCAGUGUUGGACAUGCAGAACUCCAAGGGCCGAGACUACCGGGACAGUUCAGAGCUGCCACACUCCGGGAAGCAUCGGACAGAGGAGGGACCAGUCGGCAGGACAACCACCCCGGUGUGUUACCUGGAGGCUCUCAGCGAGGCCGAGGUGCUGCUGAGCACAGAUGUGUGUCUGACCCAGGGCCGCAAGAGGAGCAAGAGGCACCUUCUCCUCCUUCAGGAGGAACUGGUGGUGGCCAAGUUGCAAGGUGGCACCACCCUGCGCCCACAGCUCCGCCUGGCCCUGGACCAGCUGUGGGUGCUCGGCUGCAGGAAGGAGGUGGCACCAGAGCAAGAGGAGGAGGGUGGCAGUGAGGAGAACAGGACCUCCCUCAUCUUCAGCUGGCCCAGCGGCUCCUGCAUUGUGGAUUUUGGCUCCCACGAUCUGAAGGAGCGGUGGCUGGGCACGCUGCAGGGGACAUCUGAAGGAGCCCAAGGAGCCCGAGUGAGCCUCCUGCCAUCGCUCCGACUCCUGGAGAAGGAGCUGAGCCAUCGCCAUGCUUGGAGGACACCUAGCACCAGGAGCCUGCAGAAGCUGGUGGGGGGCCAGCCAGAGGUGCCAGGGCAGGUGGGCUCUGGCCGCAGCAGGGCGCUCUUUGGGCAGCCCCUGGCAGCGCUGUGCGGGGAGGAGGGUGUGCUGCCCCGGGCCAUCCAGGUGAGCACUUCUGGCCUGCAGCUGGAGGAGCUCCUGCCUGGGCUGGAGUGUUCCAAGGGUCACUUGGAGCCCUUGGCCUUGCAGGACUUCCUCCGAAGCAUCCCCUCCAAGCUCCUCAUCAACAACCUCUAUGAGGACUGGAUGUCUGCAAUGCAAAUGACUGACAGGGAGAAAAAGAUGGAAGGGCUGAAAGCGGUGAUUAACAAGUUGCCUGGGGCCAACCUCCUCCUCCUCAAGCAGCUGCUGUCCCUCCUCCAGUGCAUUGGCCAAAAUGCAGCCACCAGCAAGAUGAGCUACAGCAGCCUGGCUGUCUGCAUUGGCCCAAACUUGCUGAGCCCUCCCAACGAGGACCUGCUCCAAUUGGAGGCCAUGCUGGAGGUCACUGAGAAGGUGAAGGGGCUGGUGGAGUUCCUGACUGAGAACUUCACAGACAUCUUUGAGGAGAAGACGACUGCCCUUUCCUGUACAGCAGCUGAGGAGGGUCCAGCUGCCGCAGAGAGAUCCAGCGGCAAAGCAGACAUGGACCAUCAGGCAGAAGCCUCAUGCCCUGUACCCCCCUCUCUGCUCAGUGUCCUCAAGGAAGUAGGAGGAGACAUGAUGGUGGAGCCCAGCAUGGGAGAGGCACCCAGAGCUUUCUCUCCAACCACACCAGAGACCAUGACAGACUCCCUGGUAUGUGGAGAAGAAAUCAAGAGCGUCUCAGAGGAAAGAAGGUGUUGUGUUCCUGUUGCCAGCGGAAGUGCUGUGACCCUUUGA